UUAGCUGGGCUAUCAAUAUCAAGGUUUUUAUAAGUAAUCAUACAGACCUUGAUCGUAGGGAGUAUAGACUGAUAGUCUAAAACAGCUCAUAGCUCAUAGCAUUUUCCCCACCGUUUUCGUUGUGGUUUCAUAUUGUUAAGUCAGUAUUUUUUUUUUUUUUAUAGAAAGUGUACAAGUUUGGACUAAUCCAAGAUAGAUACCGAAACAAACGGAAUGAGCAAGCCCAACAUAUUGUCUCACUCAAUAAAACGAAGCCAUUCCCAUCUCAAUUGCUUAGAUCAAAACUUUGUCAAACGCAAUGUACCAGUGAGAGUGUUUCCGUCUGCAGUUCUGAAUCCCGAACCCUCCUGAUGGUAUUCAGGACAUUAGCAUAUACUUUUCAUCUGCUAUACUUUUAAGUUACAGUGAAUAAAUUUACUAUGAUAUUACAAAUAUACAUGAUUUUAAAGAUUUUUUUCAUAUAAUUGCUAUACGAUGGGAUAAAAAUAAGUAUUUCGAUAAAUAUUACAUUCCUAUAUAUGUAUAAAUACCAUCAUUCAGCAAUAUGUUCAUUUAUGCAAAUUUACUUAUAAUUUACAAAAUUCAGAUCAAAGUGGGAUAAAGCUUGAUAAUUUAUGUUCUUGUGAUUCUCAUGUCAUAUUGUAUAAAUCCUGAAUUGAUACUUGUCAUUCGUGUAUUGUCCAUCAACAUGCCUCUUAUUAUGUUAUGUGGAUUUCCAUCAAGUGGAAAAAGUAAAAGGAGUUUGGAACUAAAAGAAUACUUAGAAAAUGAAAAAAAUAAGACAGUUACCAUCGUGAGCGAGAAUGAUUUUCUCAAUAAGGGUUAACACUGGCAGAAUUGACACGAGCAAGGAGACAGUUCAUAUCCUACACAAAGAUGCAUCCUGUGGAAGACACUGCAAAAUUAUCUGCACUUUUUGUUCAGUAUCUCAAUACUACUUUGGGAUAAUGAGUGACCCUUAGUAUAGGUGCACUUUUGAGUUUCUCCCUAAUAUUUGGUGGUCAAUAUUAGCUGUUCUAUAUAAUUUUUUCACAUGUUACUAUAGAAUAGAAUUUUUAGAAAAGAAAAUUCUAGACAGCAUUGCACCUCCAGUUAUACUUCAUAAUCCUUUUUUUCUCCAAUUUCAUCUUAUUCUUUUUUUAUCUUGUUUAUGAGGCAAUAAGCUCAUUAUGGGCUAGUAUACCAUGAAAUAUAAAGAACAAAAUGUACUCUAAAAAAUAAUGGGAAACAUAAAUUUUGCAGACAGUUAA
This is a messenger RNA of Penaeus monodon (black tiger shrimp), 1250 nucleotides long. RefSeq names its product protein KTI12 homolog. The record is from RefSeq and is a predicted model, not a curated record. NCBI's taxonomy places the organism in Eukaryota, Metazoa, Arthropoda, Malacostraca, Decapoda, Penaeidae.